This is a messenger RNA of Lepisosteus oculatus (spotted gar), 1839 nucleotides long. The record is from RefSeq and is a predicted model, not a curated record. Lineage: Eukaryota; Metazoa; Chordata; Actinopteri; Semionotiformes; Lepisosteidae.
AUGUCUUUCUGGAAGCAGGAGCUGGACACCAAACUCGCCGAGCUGGUGAAGGAGAUCGACGUGCUGCUGACCUACAAGACGCGGCUGGAGAAAGCUCUGGAGAGCUGCGCUGAGCCGCUGAGAGUCAUGCAACAGUGCCUGGCUGAGAGAGAGAGCCGCGUGGGGAUCGACCUGGUGCACGACGAGGUGGAGCGGGAACUCAUCAAGGAGCUGGAGGUCAUCGAGGGCGUGACCUCGCUGCUGAAGCGCACGCUGGAGCAGACCAACGAGCAGAUCAGACUGAACCGGUCGGCCAAAUAUUACCUGGAGAAAGACCUGCGGGACAAGUUCCAGGCAGAGAUAAUCGACGACCACUGUGCAGUCCUGACCAGCAACUCUCCCGAGAUCCACUACAGCCCUGGGGCCAGCAGCACUGCACAGGGGUGUUUCUUCGGAAGCUGGGCUACAGCAGAGUGUCCUUCUGUCUGGAAGGUGAUGGAGGAGAUCAGCAGCCAGGAGAGGAACAUCGCUGCUCUGAAGCAGGCCAUCGCUGAGAAGGAGGGCCCCCUGAAGCUGGCCCAGACACGGCUGCAGGCCCGCUCACAGCGACCCAACGUGGAGCUCUGCCACGACCCGGCCCAGGCCCGGCUCCUGCACGAGGUCCAGGAGAUCACUGGGACCAUUGAGAGGCUCAGCGAGACCCUGGCGCUGGCGGAGGCCGAGAUGAGGGCGCUCACCCGCAGUCAGCUGUCCCUGGAAGAGGAGAUCGAGGUGAAGGCGUGGACGGUGUACAUCGACGAGGUGGUGUGCUCACAGCUCCGCCAGCCUAUCGCCUUCCACCACUUCUGACGGGGCUGGGGUCACCCCUGGGGUCAUUUCUGGGGUCACCUGCACCGACUGCAACAGGGCUCCAGUUCACCGCCUUUAGUCCCACCCCCAACACCUCUCUGAAUCUGAAACAUAGCUUGUGCAUUGCUCAUAACAUUCAGCAUGCCCUAAUUUGUAAUAUGGCAUGGAGAGAAGUGUGUAUUUUAGUAUAAAAUCUGUCUUUAAAAUCAGGACCAGUCAGGUCAUUGCGCACUGAAGCUGAAACCCUGACACUCCACACUCCCCCUUUUCAGCUGCAAAGACUUUAAUGUGCAUUGAAACUGCCAGUGGUAGGCUUUGGAUAUAAUGAGAACAAAAAGUGUUUUAUGUCUUGGAUUGUAAAUUUUAAAAGAGUCCAGCAGACAAAACAAAAAUAAACUUGCUUCUUCUGACUCAAGAAAUCCAGAUCACGUGUGUUACAGUACAUGCUUGUGGAGAAUCCCUCGAUUACAGUCUGAGAAGGGGAAACACCGAUCAUGACUGUUGUUUGCUAUAUCUUUUCUCCAAAGAAACAUUUUCUAAAGAAAAUGUAAUCGCAAUCAUAUGUCAAUUCAUUGUUCCUUUUUAGUAAAAAAUAAUUCUGGUCUAUUUUCCCCAAACCAGGCUGUGUGAGAUCACUGUGCAGGACUGAGGUUUUUUUUAUCAUACCGGUAAGCUGAAACUUAAUGUCAUAAUGGCGUAAAUAUAGCCUUAUAAAUAAAAUCAGUAUAUUUUCAGGACCAGAAACAAAAAUUUGAGAAUUAACUGGUUUUGCCGGCCAUGUGAAUCUAUUCUGUUCAGAAACUAUUUCCUCUCCUUUGCUUAAUCACAAUAGUACCACUUAAACCAGAGUACCUGGGCCUGUAUAAAGCAGCCUGUUGGUGACCUUUAGUCACCAAAUUACCCUGUUUCAUACUGAGGAACAGUGGGACCCCUGUUGCAUCACCAACCUCUGCCACCCCCAAAAGUGACUGAUGUACAAUAGAUAUGAAAAUAAAAUCUUUUGGUGCUAAA